Molecule: messenger RNA, 734 nt
Organism: Malaya genurostris
Lineage: Eukaryota; Metazoa; Arthropoda; Insecta; Diptera; Culicidae
Product: U6 snRNA-associated Sm-like protein LSm4
Exons: 4
Coding region: 153-614 (153 amino acids)
Biological process (GO): mRNA splicing, via spliceosome; P-body assembly; nuclear-transcribed mRNA catabolic process
Cellular component (GO): U6 snRNP; spliceosomal tri-snRNP complex; P-body
Molecular function (GO): U6 snRNA binding
Source: RefSeq, a predicted model, not a curated record
UGUCAAAUGGGAACUUUUGUUUUGGUCGGCAUUUAUUCAUUCAAGAUAUUAGCGUUUAUAGCUGAAUAGUACCGAUUGUAUGGGACAAAGUUUAUGAAAUUUUCGAAUUAUACUGUAUAAAAGCUUUUAAAGUUUUAAAUAGAAUCUUUGGAAUGCUACCUUUAUCACUGCUAAAGACGGCGCAAAGUCAUCCUAUGUUGGUGGAGCUGAAGAAUGGCGAAACGUACAACGGACACUUGGUGAGCUGCGACACCUGGAUGAACAUCAAUCUUCGGGAGGUCAUCUGCACAUCAAAGGAUGGUGAUAAAUUUUGGCGAAUGCCCGAGUGUUACAUCCGCGGCAGUACUAUCAAGUAUCUGCGCAUACCGGACGAGGUGAUCGACAUGGUGAAGGAUGACGUGCAGGCCAAAUCGCGGAAUCGGCAAGAACUGAACAAAGGUGGCGGUCGCAAUCAGGGUGGUGGCGGUGGGGGCGGAAUAGGCCAGCAGGGUGGCCGAGGUGGUGGACGCAACAAUGCCAAUGCCAAUAAUAGGAACACAUUCGGCGGGGCCAACCGACCGGGGAACCGGGCCGGGCUUGGCAAUCCCAAUCGGAACGCGCCCAACAAGAAGUAAUCGAGAAGCGAGAAGUCGUCUUUAAGGUGUGAAAAACGAAAAGCCGAGCAUUCGGCUGAAUACCUGGUUGAGAGAAUGAAAUAAACGAACUUGAAUAAAAAAUAUGUGCUUGAAUGGAAA